Messenger RNA from Linepithema humile (Argentine ant), 1955 nucleotides. Lineage: Eukaryota; Metazoa; Arthropoda; Insecta; Hymenoptera; Formicidae. The record is from RefSeq and is a predicted model, not a curated record.
AAAGGAUCAGAUGGAUGGUGGUAAUUAAGCAUUUCGCUCAAGUCGGUAUAGUCAUCUUUUAUCAAGCCUUCAUUGUGGAGCGCUUUGUCAUACCGGUUUUUAAUGUUUUUGGUACGCGAGACUUGGAACAAAAAUGGUACAUCAAGAGCACUCUCGAUGCGAUUAUUCCCUGCCUUUUCAUAUUAAUCUCCGGAAACUAUCUUCUGCUGCACGCAUGGAUGAAUGGUUGGGCGGAAAUAUUGCGAUUUGCUGAUCGAUUGUUUUAUAAAGAUUGGUGGAAUUCCACGAAUUUCAGUGUUAUGUUCCCCAGAUGGAACGUGGUGGUACAUGACUGGCUCUAUACAUAUGUCUAUAAAGAAAUGUAUAAAAUCGCGCCACGCAAUAGAUCGCUGUCAAUAUUCAUCGUGUUCUUCCUCUCCUCAAUCGUUCACGAUUAUAUCGUGGGGUUUGCGUGUCGCUUUUACUGUCCAACAUAUUUCAUUAUGUUCUUGGGCUUUGGCUGCUCUUACACUUUCGCCAAGAGGUACGUCAACAGCAACAUUUUCUUUUGGAUAUGCAUCUGCGUAUGCAUGGCUCUUAUGUUCAGCACGUACUCGAUGGAGUACUACGCUCGACUUAACUGCGCACCUCACCCCAAUUACUACGUGGACCUAUUCCUGCCGCGCAGCUGGAAUUGUCUGCGUGUGGAAGAUCCUAUUAGCGAUUAGCAAUGAAUUGUUUUUGUGAAACUAUUUGCUUACGAUGUUUUUACUCGUAUACAUUUAUCUGCGUGCAUUUCUCUACUGUCGGAAAGAUUAUUUACAAUAAAAAAGAAAAAUGAUGUUGAUUUAUAAUCUGAAAGAAAAUGUAAUCUAAAAAUUAGUAAAUAAAGUAAUGUAAUAAAUCGAAAGCUGAACAAUUCUUUUAUGAUUCAAGAUACCUGAAAUUUUCAAUUUUACAUUAAUUAUAAUAAGAUAGAUUUAAUGUACGAAUUUAUAUAAAAAGGGAUAAUCUUUUAUUAGCGAAUGUAUGUAUAUGUACGCCUCUCAGGUUCUGCGCGGCCAAGCAGAAACCCAUGUGUUUCAGCCUGUAUAAAUUAAUUUAUGUCGUACACAGUCGAUAUACAUGUACAUACAAUCUCCUUCACAUUUAUACAAUCUUUCUUCGAAAUAUUUUAUAUAUGUGCAAAUAUAUAUAUAUAUAUAUAUAUAUAUAUUUACAUAUCAUGAUGUAUUCCUCUUCAUUCCUUGCACACACAAAAUUCUCUCAGAGAAGAGAAAAGACAAGACAAAUAUACGUUCGCGCGCAAUACACAAUCAAAUUAUCUCCUUAUAUAACUUCAUAUGUUGCUUAUACGUGGCUUUUGAUUCCCGUCGAUUUCGUUGCUGCAACGAUCUAUCGCUUCUUCAUCCGCAAAAAAUAAUCUGUAUACAUAAUGAGAAUCGAGAAGCGCUCGAGCUACGACGUUCGAUUCUCUCCGAUUGACUCCUACUAGAUCGAAAAAUAGAGCAGGUGACUGUAUAUCUUAUUUAUAAAUAUUUGUACCUAGAUUCGCGCUCGUUCGCUCAGACAGUCGUACAUAUGAAUAGCAAAUAUGAUCAUCCAACAACGCAAAAGUCUACGAGUCCAUUGAGAUUAUUAAACUCUUGCGCUGAAGGAAGAGUGAUGAGUGUCCGAUGAAAACGAACGGAAACGCAAAUUCAUCAACAGCACAGCUCUAAAAUUCGUUAACGACUAAUCGGAACAGCGAGCUCCAGCUUCACUAGCUCAUUUCACGAUAAGAUAAACAGCUGUCUAUAGAAUCUCUCUGUCGUUCGUACUAUACGAGCUAUCUCGACAGGAUAUUUCGUCGUAGAAAUAACGUGCGAACGAUUAUCUGGAAGAAUGAGUUUUGUACCUAGAAUGUAUAAAAGAAACUUUCUUUCUUUUUUCAAGAUCGCCGAAUUUGGAUCGCAUUCCAAAAUCCUGUCUUAAAU